AUGAAUUACACCAACGAAAAUGAAGAGCCUGUGCCAGAGUACCAAGAGGAAGAUCGUGAAAAUAUGGAGCCCGACAUGGAUCAAACCUAUCCUAUGUACCCGAGCUCUAGUCGAGGCUAUCGCGAACAUAGUAGCAGUGAAGAACGCGAUUCCGGAUCGGAAAAUGAGAAUAAUCUGAUGAAACGUCCAUACGAGGGCCCAUAUCACCAGAACAUGGGAAAUUUAACGCACCCCCUGCCCAACAUGGGCAACAUGACCGCGAUGGGUAAUCGCAACAUGAACAUGAUGGGUAUGGGCAUGGGCAUGGGUCUGACGCCGGUCCGCAAACGCCGAGGUAAUCUCCCGAAGCACUCUGUCAAAAUUUUGAAACGUUGGCUUUUCGAACAUCGCUACAAUGCAUAUCCGAGCGACGUUGAGAAGCUCACUUUGUCCCAGGAAGCUGGUUUGACUGUACUGCAGGUGUGCAACUGGUUUAUAAAUGCACGGAGGAGAAUAUUACCCGAAAUGAUUCGCAGAGAAGGACACGAUCCAUUGAAUUAUACAAUUUCCAGGAGGGGUAAAAAGCUGAAUGCUGCAGCUAAUAAUAUGAUAGCCGACCAAGCAAGGAUGGGAUGGGCAGAUGAAUAUGCUUAUGGAGGACAGAACAGACUGAGAAUGGGCCAAGAAUACGAUGCAACCAUGAUGCUUUACCAAACCGAGGAGACGGAAGAGGGCUAUGAAGAAAAAUUCAAUCCCUAUUUGCAAAAUGCACCCCAACAUCAAUACAGCGGAAUGGUUAUGGCUAAUGCUCCGUUCUAUAAUAAUCAAGGAUACGCAUCGACAUCCUCGUAUGGUAACUUUCAAGUUCAACAACCGAUUCCACUACCAGGAGUAAAUCAAUCAGGUGCUAAAGUUGUAACGGAACGUACACCACAAUUUGUGCCAGAACCUGCGAUGACAGAAGAAGAGGAGAGGGAAAAAUUUAAGUGUCUCUAUUUGCUUGUUGAAACUGCUGUAGCGGUGAGAAAGCGCGAGGAGGCACACAAUAAUUUAGAUUAG
Messenger RNA from Ceutorhynchus assimilis (cabbage seed weevil), 1038 nucleotides. NCBI's taxonomy places the organism in Eukaryota, Metazoa, Arthropoda, Insecta, Coleoptera, Curculionidae. The record is from the annotation of a GenBank genome assembly.